AAUGUGUGUGUGUGUGUGUGUGUGUGUGUGUGUGUGUGUGUGUGUGUGUGUGUGUGUGUGUGUGUGUGUGUGUGUGUGUGUUGCGUGCGUGUGUGUGUUGCGUGCGUAUUUGUGUGUCGCCACUAGUGGGCGCACGUUUUAGAAACAGUAUCACUUUCAGUUUGGAAGAAAAGACCGUGGGGUGCGUCUGAAGCUGCUCACCAGAACGUCGUCCCGACCCCAACAAGACUACCACCAGCCAGCUGGACAGAGAGGAGCCCACUGAAACAAGAGACAAUUCUAACGUAAUGAAUACGCAUAGCGACCAGAGUACUGGAAGUAAAACCAGUUCACAGGAUUCAGAGACUAAUGCCGAGGCGGUUCCUAAAGGGGAAAACAAUUCUGACGACCAGAGUACUGGAAGUAAAACCAGUUCACAGGAUUCAGAGCAACCUGAUGCUGAAGAGGUUGCUAAUGGGAGAGACAAUUCUAACGUAAUGAAUACGCAUAGCGACCAGAGUACUGGAAGUAAAACCAGUUCACAGGAUUCAGAGACCAAUGCCGAGGAGGUUCCUAAAGGGAAAAACAAUUCUGACGACCAGAGUACUGGAAGUAAAACCAGUUCACAGGAUUCAGAGCAACCUGAUGCUGAAGAGGUUGCUAAUGGGACUCCCCCGAAGAAGGAUACAACUGUAGCCACCGUUCAUCUGAAGGUGGUCUGGCCAGAGGGAGAACCUCCACCCAAGUGGGAGAAAGAACUUCAAAAAGCUCUGCAGAGUUGGUUCAACAAAAACCCCAAAAACAGAGUCACCACCGAGUGCUCAAAGCUAACCGGUCAAAUGGAUGGAAGUGUGAGGCUGGAGAUAACACCGGCUACAGGGCAGGAGGAUCUGUUCACUGACGACACCCAGCUGACCCUGAAGGACCAGACAACAGCCAGUGUGAGGCGUCUUAAUGGGGGUGGUUCUGCUCGGGUCCACCAUUACACCCACCCUUCUUGGUUAAUCCCAUCUGCACCACCUAAAAACAAUUCUAACGACCAGAGUACCGGAAGUAAAACCAGUUCACAGGAUUCAGAGCAACCUGAUGCUGAAGAGGUUCCUAAUGGGACUCUAAAGAAGAAGGAUAAACCUGUAGCAACCGUUCAUCUGAAGGUAGUCUGGCCAGAGGGAGAACCUCCAAGCAGGUGGGAGACAGAACUUCAAAAAGCUCUGCAAAGUUGGUUCAACAAACACCAAAAAAGCGGAGUCACCACCAAGUGCUUAAAUCUAACUGGUCAAAAAGAUGGAAGUGUGAGGCUGGAGCUAAUACCGGCUACAGGGCAGGAGGAUCUGUUCACUGACGACACCCAGCUGACCCUGAGGGACCAGAAGACAACAGCCAGUGUGAGGCGUCUUAAUGGGGGUGGUUCUGCUCCAGUAACCCAUGACAACGACACUCCUCGGUUACUCCCAUCUGCACCACCUACCCCCAUGAAGAAGGAUAAACCUGUAGCAACCAUUCAUCUGAAGGUAGUCUGGCCAGAGGGAGAACCUCCACGCAGGUGGGAGACAGAACUUCAAAAAGCUCUGCAGAGUUGGUUCAACAAAAACCCCAAACGCACAGUCAUCACUGAGUGUGUACGGCUAACUGAUCAAAAGGAUGGAAGUGUGAGGCUGGAGAUAAUACCGGCUACAGGGCAGGAGGAUCUGUUCACUGACGACACCCAGCUGACCCUGAGGGACCAGAAGACAACAGCCAGUGUGAGGCGUCUUAAUGGGGGUGGUUCUGCUCCAGUAGCCCAUGACAACGACAAUCCUUGGUUAAUCCCAUCUGCACCACCUGUGUUUCACUUUCAGACCCCCAUGAAGAAGGAUAAACCUGUGGCAACCAUUCAUCUGAAGGUAGUCUGGCCAGAGGGAGAACCUCCACGCAGGUGGGAGACAGAACUUCAAAAAGCUCUGCAGAGUUGGUUCAACAAAAACCCCAAACGCACAGUCAUCACUGAGUGUGUACGUCUAACUGAUCAAAAGGAUGGAAGUGUGAGGCUGGAGAUAACACCGGCUACAGGGCAGGAGGAUCUGUUCACUGACGACACCCAGCUGACCCUGAGGGACCAGACAACAGCCAGUGUGAGGCGUCUUAAUGGGGGUGGUUCUGCUCCAGUAACCCAUGACAACGACACUCCUCGGUUAUUCCCAUCUGCACCACCUGAGCCUGUGAGCUGCACUGUACCGCUGGUCCUCUUCUGGUACGUGAACCAGGUCUACAGAGAGAAAAUGAAACGCAUCGAGGAAAAAAACGGAGUUCAUAUCCAAAAGGAAGUGAAGGUGUCCUUCAACGGUGACACCAGCGCUGGAGCAGACCCAGUCAAGGCUCUCUCUGAAUUCACCGAUCUAGUCCAGUCUUGUUUAGGAGACUCCACAUGCUACUCUUACUCCCAUGAGCCCGGUCAAGUGGACUGGGAGAAAGCCCUUCAACUCAUCCAGCAGGGUCGAGAGAAGCUCACGCUUACCGUGUCCCCCCAUGAGGUGGAGGUGUGUGGGCCAAUGGAAAGCCUGAAGACUUUCCAAAAUUAUUCAAAAAUUAUAAAGAAAAGCCAUAAUUCCCAGAUUCCUGGUCCGUCAUCUACAGGGGAAGCUCAAGGAAGAUCAGACACAUUGCACAUUGAUCCAGUACAUUGGCUUGUAAUAACUACUCUCUUUAAGACGGAGUUGGCAGAACUUGAAAAAGGGUUUGGGGUGAAAUAUGGUUACAUACAGGAUAAGGUGAAGGCAAGAGCUGAAAUGAAAUCCAAAGAUGCCUUUACCCUGGAGAGCGACUCCCUCAGAGCUCUUGUGUGCCUGCACCAGAGAGUGACCGCCUCGGUACUGAGUUGCUCCCUGCAGAGCCAGAGCCAGAGACACCUAGUGAAGGAGAGACUGGCUGGACUCCCUGGGGUCGUCCCUGAUUUUCGGGGGGACCAGUGGAGGAUCAUCGGCCUGCCAGAGGACCUGCGCCGGGCUGUUGACCUCAUCGAGAGUGACCUAGGAAGACCCGUCUUCAGGGAGGAGGACAAGCAGAGGAUUGGACACCUGAGAUAUGGAGUCGACUCCAGCGGAGGAAGUGACAUGGCAGGGGGCAAACCCCCAGUGAGGGGAGCCCCGGCAGCUGAAGAAGAAGAAGACAAGUGUCCUGUUUGCAUGGAUCAAAUUACAAACAGGAGAAUGCUGCCGUGCCACCACGCGUUGUGCAAGGAAUGUCUGGAAAACUUAGUGACACAGAUGGGACCCACCUGUCCGAUAUGUAAAGCUCUUUUUGGAGAAUUGACGGGAGACCAGCCUGACGGAAGAAUGACAUAUGAAACUCAACGUUAUUCACUUCCAGGUUUCCAGGGACACGGCAAUAUAGUGAUCAAAUAUGAGAUGUAUCCUGGAAAACAGACGGCCCGACACCCCAACCCUGGGAAGACACAUUAUGGCACCCAGAGAUCAGCGUACCUCCCAGACAACAGAGAAGGCAGGGAGGUGCUGAGGUUACUGCAGAGAGCCUUCGACAAGAGGUUGAUCUUCACGGUGGGGACCUCCCGUACCUCGGGGUCCGAGGACCAGGUCACCUGGAACGAUAUCCACCACAAGACUAGCAUCAGUGGAGGUCCAUCGAGCUUUGGGUAUCCAGACCCCGACUACCUUCGGAGGGUGAAGGAGGAACUGAAGGCGAAAGGCAUCGAGUGAAGUCCUCUCAUUAGAAAAACAUCUGCAUCAUUUCAAGAUCCAAUCUGUAUCACUUAAACAAAUCAAACUUUGAAUGUAUCUGUCUUUUGAAUAGAAACAGGGAAUGUCUCAUGUAGGGCAAAUGGUUUAAUGGGUAUGAAUAUCUUGCUGAUUGUUACGUGGAAAGGUUUGUUGAAUGAGAAUAUAUAGACUACAUUAGAAAUUAUGUUAAAUUAAGACGAGAUGGCUUCAACUGUACAAAAUUGUUAGCGCCUUCAAAAUAUCAGCGCACUGUAAAAGUAGACAACCAUUUCGUUGUUUACGGUUAAGUUUCUCAUUGUAGUUGAUUCACAUAAAUAACUUUUAAUGUGGAAAGUAUUGUAUUAACAUUUAAACUAUUUAUACUUACAAAUACAAACCAAUAACAAAUCUAAUGCAUGUUGGUGAUUGAAGUUGAUUGGUGUGAUAUUUGCAUUUAUAAAAGAUAAUCAAAACAUGAUAGUAUAGCAGUGUGGCUUCUUUAUGUUCUCAUUACAUUAUCAAUAAAGCCAGAUGAUUCUCUUUUA
This is a messenger RNA of Gadus morhua (Atlantic cod), 4216 nucleotides long. RefSeq names its product deltex E3 ubiquitin ligase 3L b, tandem duplicate 2 (gene dtx3lb.2). The coding region runs from base 288 to 3671 and encodes 1127 amino acids. The record is from RefSeq and is a predicted model, not a curated record. The transcript has 18 exons. Lineage: Eukaryota; Metazoa; Chordata; Actinopteri; Gadiformes; Gadidae. Gene Ontology annotation, biological process: Notch signaling pathway; protein ubiquitination.